This is a messenger RNA of Aspergillus niger, 1245 nucleotides long. RefSeq lists its product as uncharacterized. The transcript has a single exon. The annotation marks the transcript as partial. The record is from RefSeq and is a predicted model, not a curated record. NCBI's taxonomy places the organism in Eukaryota, Fungi, Ascomycota, Eurotiomycetes, Eurotiales, Aspergillaceae.
AUGAGUCGUCCCAGCGAAAGCCGUCAGGGCUAUCGCUCCCAGGAAGAACUCUUCUUGAAUACCGCAUCGGGGCAACCGCAGGCCGACUCACCCGUAAUUGAACCGCUGCGCAUUGGCAAGCGAGAAACCCCUUCCCCGGCGUCGGCGCACAGUGCCCCUCUGCCUUAUCCCGACGAUAGACAGAGACCCCAACAUGUUCGUGGCUCAGGUUCGAGUGGCUCCAGUCCAGUAUCUCAAGGCGGAGCUGCUCUAGGAGACUCUCCCACGGUCCCCAGCCAUAUGUCGGCUGGCACCGGCGUAUCUCAGAAUUCCGAUUAUAUGGCAUCUCUACGGCUGCGUGAGCCCAAGCAAGCCACUCUAGCUGAGCGACGAGGCAAUGUCCCGAAACCCUUGCCCGAAUCCCCCGCAGGGGACUCUCCGGACCGCGAAGGAUUGUUUUCGCGACUUCAUCAGCGCAUGCCGGGGCUGGCAGCUCCGGCUCCAGCUCCAAACGUUCAAUCCCAGUCGACCGGGUAUCCAGACCACCGCCAACAGUAUUAUCCGCCUCCUCAAGCUUCAAACAGACUGGCAGCAGCACAGAAUCUACAACCGCCAAGCAAUGCCAUCAAUCGAAUAAGCUCGACGGCGUCAAACUCGACGACUCGUGCUCAGCGCGGUUCUCCGCCGCCCCCAGAAACCCCGGUGGUUGAGCCAGGGCAGCAUGCGACGUCUGAUAUUGAAGCGCGGUAUGCCGCCUCGGGGAUUGCUGGGACGUCGACAUUAGCAGGACUUCAGUCUCAGAGUGCAGCUGCCCAAAGAAGAGCCGAGCAAUAUGCAGGCCAGCAGCCCAGAAAUCAACAGUCAACUCCACCGGUCCCAAGGCCAUGGACCCCGACGGAGCAGCCCGGAAGUCAGCCACAUGGGCCACCCACGGUCUAUCAAGGUGCUGAGGUUGUUUCUGAAGGCAAUCCUUCGACAAGUUCCACGCCCCCUAUGCCUGCAGGGGCGUCAGUGCAUCCCCAACCAGCAUCCCAGCCCACCAGAAUUCCCCCGAAUGCACUAGAGCAGGACUUGGAAAGAAUGCGCAUAAGCUCCUCCCCUCCUCCGGCCUACUCGAGUGUCCCAGGACCCGUAGUAUCGCAGGGCUAUCCGAAUGAGAAGCAGCGUGUUCCGGUGUCGACGAGCCAGCCCAGCUCGUCAACUGGGCACCCUGCGGCCUCUGGACCGGCAAACGGCGUCAAAGAAGCCAAUGAUACACACGGCGCU